Molecule: messenger RNA, 2947 nt
Organism: Diprion similis
Lineage: Eukaryota; Metazoa; Arthropoda; Insecta; Hymenoptera; Diprionidae
Gene: spel1
Product: DNA mismatch repair protein Msh2
Exons: 15
Coding region: 141-2909 (922 amino acids)
Biological process (GO): mitotic recombination; mismatch repair
Cellular component (GO): nucleus; MutSalpha complex
Molecular function (GO): mismatched DNA binding; ATP-dependent DNA damage sensor activity; ATP binding
Source: RefSeq, a predicted model, not a curated record
CGGGAACAGCGAGGACGUCAUAUGACAUAAUAUUUUCGCCGUGUUACCGUUCGAUAAAUAAUCAACGAAUUAUUAUUAAAAGGAGUAAUUGGGAUUUAUCUAUCGUUCGUUAACGAAUUGUUCUUAAAAAAGGAAGCGAAAUGGCUGUUCAACCAAAUCAACAGUUCAACAUGGACAAUGCGACGCAACAGAGCUUUAUCAGAUUCUUCAAAAAUCUUCCUGAAAAACCAUCUAGUACAAUACGAUUUUUCAAUAGGACAGAUUACUAUACGCUACACGGCAGCGAUGCCUUAUUCGCGGCUAAGGAGAUUUACAAAAGUACAGCUGGCUGCAAGAUGCUUGGCGCCGAGCCAUACAAAACGGAAGGAUUGAUCCUAAGCAAGUCCAACUUUGAAAACUUUGUUCGUGACUUGUUGCUUGUGAAACAGUACAGAGUAGAAGUAUUCGUUAAUCAAGGAUCAGGAAAGAAUCAGGAUUGGAUUCUGGAAUACAAAGGAUCUCCAGGGAAUUUAGUUCAAUUUGAGGAUAUUUUAUUCAGCAAUAAUGAUGUCGCAGUUAGUACCUCGGUUAUGGCUGUGAAACUUGGUGGUGAGGCGAAAAAUAGGAUAGUCGGAGUAAGUUGCGUCGAUUCAGUUGAGCGUUUAAUAUCUGUUUGCGAAUUUACUGACGACGAUUUGUUCUCGAACCUAGAAGCACUUGUGAUUUCCCUCGGACCAAAAGAAUGCUUAAUAAUUCAAGGGGAUGGCAGUCAAGAGUUUCAAACUUUAAAACAGUUAAUGGAACGAAGUAACAUCAUGGUCACACUAAGGAAGAAAAGUGAUUUUUCAACGGAUUCAAUUGUUCAAGACAUGAACACGCUUCUGAACUUCAAGAAAGGCCAGCAAAGAAAUGCCCAAACGCUUGUGGAAAUGAAUUUAAAAGCGGCUAUGGCGGGAACAUCAGCGAUUAUUAAAUAUCUUGAGUUGACAUCAGACGAAGGAAAUUUCAAUCAGUUCAAGGUGAAACAGUUGGAACAGUCUAGAUUCGUCAGAUUAGAUGCAGCAGCAGUGAGAGCGCUCAGCAUUGAACCACGAAGCGAUAUUCCUUCUGGGACAAGUACAGGUGCUCCGAAUAGCAUACUGAAUCUCUUGGAUCGAUGCAGAACCCCGCAAGGACACAGAUUGAUAUCUCAGUGGAUUAGACAACCGCUGCGAGAUAUUGCAUUGAUCAAAGAACGACACGAUAUUGUUGAAGCUUUGGUAAAAGACAACGAAUUGAGGUCCUCUCUGAUGGAAGAUCAUCUGAGACGUGUACCCGAUCUUCAGCAGCUUGCAAAAAAGUUGGCUAAAAAGAAAGUCACUCUACAGGACUGUUGCAGAAUUUACUUUUGCGUCUCGCACUUGCCAGUACUCGCCGAGCAAUUGUCUAAUCUAAAAUAUGGGGCGGCGAUGAAAGCAAUGAUUGUAGAUCCACUCAGAGAGCUUAUUUCUGAUAUGGAUAAGUAUCAACAAAUGAUAGAACAAACUAUUGAUCUGGAAGCUGCAGAGAAGGGUGAUUACAUGGUGAAACCAGAAUUUAAUAACGAUUUGCAAGAGCUUAAGCUGAAAAUGAAUGAUUUGGAGGAAGAAAUACAAGGCCUGAUCAACAAAGUUGCCACAGACUUAUCUCUUGAAGCUGGAAAAGUUCUGAAAUUGGAAUCGAAUCAACAGUUCGGAUAUUACUUCCGAAUAACGUUGAAAGAAGAAAAGUCUAUCAGGAACAAGAAAGGCUACACAACUAUAGAUUCGAACAAAAGCGGCGUGAGGUUUACAAACCAAAAACUGACAUCUCUUAACGAAGACUUCGUAAGCGUCAGGGAUCAGUAUUUCGAAGAACAAAAAUCUGUCAUUUCAGAAAUCAUCAACAUCGCAGCCGGAUAUACCGGACCAGUUCAUUCCAUUGGUUCUGUGUCAGCUCAGCUCGACGUACUUACAGCCUUUGCAUUAGCUUCAGCUAAUGCUCCGAGAGCUUACAUUAGACCAGAAAUGUGUCCCAGUGAUGUCGGCGAGUUAAAUCUUAUCCAGGCGAGGCAUCCGUGCCUAGAACUCCAGGAAGGGGUGGAUUUCAUCGCAAACGAUGUCAGCUUCAAAAAAGAAGAAUGCACCUUUCAUAUAAUAACUGGGCCAAAUAUGGGCGGAAAAAGUACGUACAUUCGAACAACAGGAGUUGUUGCUCUGCUAGCUCACAUUGGCUGUUUUGUGCCUUGUGACAGUGCAAAGAUUUCAAUACUUGAUUGUAUUUUGGCGAGAGUCGGAGCCGAUGAUUCUCAAACUAAAGGACUUUCUACCUUCAUGACUGAGAUGAUUGAAACAGCGGCUAUUUUGAGGACCGCAACCUCUAACUCUCUUGUCAUAAUCGACGAACUUGGUAGAGGAACUUCCACGUAUGAGGGUUGCGGAAUAGCUUGGGCUAUAGCCGAUCAUUUGGCCACAGAACUCAAACCUUACUGCCUCUUCGCUACUCAUUUCCACGAAAUAACGAGACUAGCAGAAGAUGUACCAACAGUAAAGAACCUCCAAGUCACUGCAGUCGUUGGAGACAACAAGCUCACUUUACUCUAUCGCGUUAAACCAGGUGUUUGCGACCAAAGUUUCGGAAUACAUGUUGCUAAAAUGGCAAACUUUCCAGACGACGUUGUGGAGGUCGCCGAGAAAAAACUGAUUGAAUUGGAAGAUUGUCAAAAAGUGACUUUUGAAGGCUCAGACGACCCAGCAGUUAGAAGAAAAAUUAUAAAAGCUGGAGACGAGCUGAUCGCGAAUUUUGCAGCCAAAUGCAAAGCACUUGAUCCAUCAUUAACGAAACCAGAAAUUGAAAACAAAAUCCAGUUAUACAAGGAAGAGAUCCUUUCUCACAACAAUCCUUAUAUAAAUGCACUGUUGGCGAGUCCAUGAAACCAUUGAUAUCUUGAGCGCUUUGUAAAGGAUACAAA